AAAAAGUGUAAACAAAUGGAAAAAAUAUCGGAACCGCUAGACACACAAGACGUUUACUUGGUUUGAGAUAUCGGUCCGCGUGUGUUAUCUAUUUUUGUCCCAACAAUUUGGUGCGUGUGCUAUUUAUUUUCGCAAAUUCGCUAAUCGAUGUGGCAAUAUCCGUUGUCGCCCUCGAUUUGGAGCAAGAUUUUCUUUGGUUCCGUUUAGUAUCGUGAGAAGUUUUGAUCCUUUUGUUUACAUUGUUUUUCCUGCUUUGGUGACAGCUGCUGGAGGCUGAUUUGUUGCACCACCGGAAGCGACCGGUGAUGUGCGGAGUCGGGAAAUGAAUGAUACAGCUACGUCUUUAACGCAGUCCGAAGCUAAUACAGUAGAACCGAUAGUUGACCAGAACACACGAAACCAAGAGCCAAUAACUUACAUUCAGUUCAUUUCCGAUCAACUGGUGCUUUAUUUGCGAGAAACACUGGAUCAUAUCGUGCUCGUCAUUUUCAUAUAUACGCUUCUAUGUCUCGUUUUGUACAAACUGCUUUUCCAUCGCUGCUGUCAGUGGUUGAAGAUUUUUCGAAAAAGUCGUCUCCCUCCAACAGCCAACAGAGCACUUCUCGUCACUGCUCAUCCCGAUGACGAAUCGAUGUUUUUCGGUCCCACCAUUCUGGAGUUGCGCCGCCAAAACUGCCGAAUCUUUUUGCUGUGUCUUUCGGAGGGGAAUUACGCUCACCAGGGCGACCUCCGUAGGCAGGAACUUUGGGAUGCGUGUGAGUCGCUUGGAAUCAAAUCGGACGAUAUAACACUGCUUAAUGCAACGCACCUGCAAGACGAUCCCGCCCUCGAGUGGAGAACGGUUACGAUCGCUAAUCAGAUCCUGAAACAUCUGGAGGCACUGGAUGCGGACCUGUUGAUUACAUUUGAUAAAGAUGGCGUCAGCGGACAUCCGAACCAUAGUGCCAUUUAUUAUGCGACAGCUUCUCUUUGUCUAUCUGGAAUGAUGCCGAACAAAUGUAAAGUGUUAACACUGGAAUCGAUUAAUGUCUGCCGGAAGUAUGCCUCGAUAUUGGAUCUUCCAAUUACGUUGUUGCUUUCUACUAACUGGUCCAUACUGAGCUGGAAAUCGCGAGCUGCAGUUCAGAACGCUAUGCGUCUCCACCGUUCCCAACUAGUUUGGUUUCGAAAGUUGUACAUCGUGUUUUCCCGCUACAUGGUGAUCAACUCGCUCCGUGAGAUCAACAAGUCCGACGUUGAAUUUGAGAUACUGGAUUCUUAAUUCAGACAGACGAAACAAAUAGCCGAAGAAAUUUAAACGAGAAAGUGUAGGUGAGAGAACUGUUAGCAGAAGCUCAUCCGUGCAAGAAUUUUAAAUUGCGCGAGAAGGGAUACAACUAUCGUUGUUGUAAGACAAACAAAAAAGAGAAAACAAGAUGCUUUAUAGCUAGUCCUUCGAUAUAGUAGCGAAUCGACUUAAGGAUAGAAUACACAACGCUAGGGAAAUAAUUUUAGUACACUUAUCUAGAUAUGCUAAAGAUGUUUACUGCGAAAAUUGAAGAGGAAGUUGUGCAGAAACACUGGAAUAAAUGUGUGAAUGAAGUUUGCCGGUCCGCAGGUUCAUCAGUCAUCAGUAGUAAGGCAAUACUAUUUUAUACGGAAAAGACAUAGUCAUUAUUUGCAGUUAUUUUUGUACAUAAAUAGACGUGACACAAUUUGUUUGAGCAUUGCAUUCUUUAAUAAACGUUCGUCAACUAAACUGUUGAACUUAA
This is a messenger RNA of Toxorhynchites rutilus septentrionalis, 1751 nucleotides long. RefSeq names its product N-acetylglucosaminyl-phosphatidylinositol de-N-acetylase (gene PIG-L). The coding region runs from base 323 to 1261 and encodes 312 amino acids. Gene Ontology annotation, molecular function: N-acetylglucosaminylphosphatidylinositol deacetylase activity. Gene Ontology annotation, cellular component: endoplasmic reticulum. The record is from RefSeq and is a predicted model, not a curated record. Lineage: Eukaryota; Metazoa; Arthropoda; Insecta; Diptera; Culicidae. Gene Ontology annotation, biological process: GPI anchor biosynthetic process. The transcript is spliced from 3 exons.